AUGUCAAACAUUGACCAGUCAACUCCCCGUUUCGAGGACUACUUGUUUGAGCCUAACAACUUCGAUGCCGAGAUGGUCGACCCAGCUAUCUCUGAUGUGGACCUGAAGGCGAUUGCAGAUGACGUCCUCACGGUAGAAGGGUCUGAUUCCAGCGACAUGCCGAUAGACCUCGCCAGUUGUCCUCCACGCUCGCCUCCAAAGCUCGAUAAGAGCAGCAUCGAGUUUAUCCGGCUCGAGGCUCCGGUUCGAUCCAACUACAUGUACCCGUCUCCUGUCAAGCUAUUUGUUGGAUGGCCCCCCCUUGAACACCAGAUUCAUACACACCCCGGGUACGGAGACUACGCGACUACUCCGGACGAAGAGGACUUCCGUUGUCCGCCACCUGCCCCUGCUCCUACUUCUGCAUCCAGUUACUCGGGCAGCGACGCAGCGAUCCAGCUGACCACCCCGUCUCCUUCGUUAUUCAGACGUAACAACUACGACAGUGACUUUCUGAGCACCGACACCACGCAAGACAGACUAUUUCUCACCAGAUCCCCGACCUCGCGUGAACUCAGCCCUACGCCAGGCGCCCGCGGUCACGAAACCUUUAUCGAAGCAGCUUCCGCCAUCCUCGACCUGCCUAUCUCUUGGCGCGGAAACGGAACUCUUCGCGAGUUUCUAGAGGAAGAAGACGAAGAGGGCUAUGUUUCGGACGAAGACGAAAUGGAAGAAAUCGACUACACCACCGACCAGUUCACCGCAAAGAUGCGUCAGCCAGACUUCCACCGUGCCGAUUAUCAGGCUUUCCCCGACCUAGGGGGCCCAAAGGUCUCGCUUGACGAUGCAUCAAUUAGCGAUAAUUCUAAGCUUGGCGCCAUUCAGAAGCCCACACGAGACGACGAUGCAACUAUCAAAAUGCCUCCUACAGCUACUCCUAGUAAGAAGGACGCCAUGGCUAAUGUCAUCAAAGCAAUCGGACCUUUUUCUCUCGCUUCGACUGAGGCUGAGCCAUCCGACAAUUAG
This is a messenger RNA of Trichophyton benhamiae CBS 112371, 1005 nucleotides long. RefSeq lists its product as uncharacterized. The record is from RefSeq and is a predicted model, not a curated record. The transcript has a single exon. Lineage: Eukaryota; Fungi; Ascomycota; Eurotiomycetes; Onygenales; Arthrodermataceae. Bases 1 to 1005 code for a protein of 334 amino acids.